Messenger RNA from Fonsecaea multimorphosa CBS 102226, 1293 nucleotides. RefSeq lists its product as uncharacterized. Gene Ontology annotation, cellular component: inositol phosphoceramide synthase complex. The record is from RefSeq and is a predicted model, not a curated record. Gene Ontology annotation, molecular function: inositol phosphoceramide synthase activity. Gene Ontology annotation, biological process: sphingolipid biosynthetic process; inositol phosphoceramide metabolic process. The transcript has 3 exons. NCBI's taxonomy places the organism in Eukaryota, Fungi, Ascomycota, Eurotiomycetes, Chaetothyriales, Herpotrichiellaceae. Bases 1 to 1293 code for a protein of 430 amino acids.
AUGGGGUUUCUAGGUCUGGGCGAGCCAUCCUGGGGAACCCUCAUCAUUUUCCUCGGAGCAUGGAUUAACCGCGACUUUACCACACCAGCAGCACGACCAAGUCAAGAGUCUUACGUCGCACUCGUGGAAGAUGUCGGCGCUGAAAUGGGACUUGAGGCUGACUCGGGUACUGGAGACGUAUCUAUUGCAUCUUUACCCAAGGCCGCUCGACCGGGCUACUGGCGUGGCAGAGAGUUGACCUUCCUCGGGCUGAAGACGACAAUUCAGACACCAGAUACGGCGGUCUUCCGCGACAGGAUAUUCAGCAAAGUACUCUUGCGCUUUCCAUUUUUGAUCGAGAUCGUGUACUGGGCUCUCAUCUACGGCGUUUACCAGUUUGGCCGGGGCCAGCUGGCUAUUAGACUGGUCGACCAGACCGUCGACAUAGCUUGCUAUCAUGCCUUGUCCGUGAUUAAAUUGGAGCAGCGGCUUCACAUCUUUUGGGAGCUGGCCAUCCAGCAAUUUUUCCUCCAGUACCCCAGGGGAAUGUGGUGGAUCAACCGGAUCUACAGUUUUGUCCACCUCCCUGCGACGAUAGCUUUCUUGGUCGGCUUAUACUAUUUCGCCAUAACGCGGAAUCGAUCCAGUGUCAACCCGAACUGGUCUGAUCAGCCUCGAACUUCGAUCGGCCCUGAGCUGUACGAGAGCAGGCGUCGGGCCCUGGCUCUUUGCAACCUCUUUGCCUUUUGCGUCUUCAGUAGCUGGCCAUGCAUGCCUCCUCGUCUGUUGGGAGACUCGACAUUGCCAGGGGAGCCCGGUGCGCUCGCCCGAAGCUUUGGCUUCGUUGAUACGAUCCACGCGCGCGACGGAGCCGCCAGCGUUUUCAACACCAGGAAAUGGACCAAUCAGCUAGCCGCGAUGCCCUCACUUCAUUUCGGAUAUUCGCUGCUGAUUGGAGUCUCUAUCAUGCGACUUCCUCUCGCUCCGUCCACCAGACGUUACAGGGUAUGCGUCCCCGCCGUGCCAUUCCUCAAAUCCCGCUACACCAGCUUCAUCGUCCGAAUGCCGUCUCUUCCCAAGCUCAUCUGCGAGAUGGUCGGCUUCUUGUACCCGUUCUCGAUCUUGAUCGCCAUCGUGGCGACUGCGAAUCACUUCAUCUUGGACGCUGUGGCAGGAGGCAUGAUUUGCUUCAUUGCACUACGGUGCAACAACUUCAUGAAGAAUUUUCUACCCCUCGAGGACUUGGUCUUCUGGUGCCUCCGCGCUCACAAGCCGGUUCAAGAACCUCUCGUCCAGAGCGCCGCGUCUGGAUGA